AUCUCUCUUGUAUUGCAUAUGUAUUCAGUUGAGGAGAAGGCACUAUUGAUUCGAACACCCAACCACCAAACGGCUGUCUAUUAUACUUUUGAUGAUGAGCUUUAACCUUUUGGAUUUACCAAUAGUGCCUCGCCAAAAAGCGUUGAAAUACCUCGAGCCAAUUGAUUUAUUUGAACUGUCAUUAUGCUCCAAAAGAAUGGCACAGUCUGUCAGAGAUCUGAAAAUCGAGGCAAGUGCUCACUUUAUUACUUUGACAAGAGGACAAUCGUCAGUUCAUGUACAAUUUAAAGAGAGAAGCCGAGCGAUUUGGUGGGAUUUUAAAGAAAUUUUUAUGAAGAAGGAUUUGAAGGAUAAACGGAAAAUUGGAUACAUUCUUUUUGAAAACUGCGAAAAAUUCCGUCGUGGUGCAUUCACACUUGAUGAGUUCUACUGUCACUUUGAUAAUCUGGAAGAAGGCGCUGCGGCUGUUUCCAAACAUUUUCAGUUUUUGUUUCCAGGACCAUUGAAUAUCUUACUCAGUCCGACUGUUUAUAGACAUUUGGAAUUUUUGUUUUUCGAGCCAUCAAUUCAAAAAUGUGAAUCAUUUGAAAUGUGUGGUGCGGAUAUACCUGCAAAAAGGACAAUGAAUCGAAUAUUUGAUAAACUGACAAUUGAGAAAAAGCUAUGUAUUAGACCGAAGACCAGUGAGAAUUAUGUUAUUAAACAGGCUUUACGUGUUGAGGAGCUUUUUCUCAGAAGUGCCCGAUGGAUGACAAGAGAGCAUCUCUUGGAACUGAACUGCAUCGUAGCUGAUCUAAGUGAUCAUAAUUUCCAGUGCUCGGAUUUUGAAGCAUUUGCAGAAAAGUGGAUGAAUAACAAGUCUUCAAAGGUUGAAAAUCUUCGUUUUCAAUGGCAAUCUGAUGUUGAAUUUAAACUUGAAAAUCUUAAAACAAGCCGAUGGGAUAGUACUAGAAGAGAGCGAAAUUACAUUUUCACAAUGAAAAAUGAAUCAGUUCAAAUUGAUUGUUCCGAUGGUUUUGAGUUGGAAAGAAAUGAUGGAAGGCUUGCAACAUUUGUAGUUGAACAACAAGAAGAUAGAACUCAUAUUUUGUACUUUCUCGUUUGGAUAGAACUGUUUCCUGAGAAGAAAAGACUGGAAAAUCUACCAAAAACGCUUGGACCUUUGUACAAACAGCUCGAAAAGAUAAAUCGUGAUUAUCCAGAUGAAUCAUCAUUGGAAAGACUUUUAUCGAAUCCUAAUCUGGUGUAUACAGAGUUUUUGGAAACUUAUAAAGUACUGAAAAAUAUGGAUGGAGAGAACAGAUCACCAUCUACUGGACAAGCUUUUCGAAGAACUAUAUUUGAUAAAAUUUACAAUACUAUUGAUUUAUAACAUAUGAAAUAUAAUUUUUUGAAAUGUUAAAGUAAUCAUUUUCUAGAUUUUGAAUAAAUUUUUUUUUC
Molecule: messenger RNA, 1440 nt
Organism: Caenorhabditis elegans
Lineage: Eukaryota; Metazoa; Nematoda; Chromadorea; Rhabditida; Rhabditidae
Gene: F59B2.9
Product: F-box protein
Exons: 4
Coding region: 95-1372 (425 amino acids)
Source: RefSeq, marked reviewed